Salvia miltiorrhiza (redroot sage) is the source of this 3490-nucleotide messenger RNA. RefSeq names its product MDIS1-interacting receptor like kinase 1-like. Lineage: Eukaryota; Viridiplantae; Streptophyta; Magnoliopsida; Lamiales; Lamiaceae. Gene Ontology annotation, biological process: protein phosphorylation. Gene Ontology annotation, molecular function: protein binding; protein kinase activity; ATP binding. The transcript has 2 exons. The record is from RefSeq and is a predicted model, not a curated record. Bases 257 to 3328 code for a protein of 1023 amino acids.
AUGACCUAUUGAAUUGGAACGGAGGGAGUAGAUAGUGACGCAACAGUCGAUUGGGCCCCUCGAAAAAACAAAGGGUCCCACACUCUCAAUAAUUAUACUAACUAACUGAUUAACCAAUCAUUGUUGCAGCUUUGUUCAUAUAGCUCUUCCUGUCCAUGAUCAGAGCCACCCCUUCUUGCAAGAACCUAAAAUGGUGCAAGAAAGCUGAAAAUCAAUCAAACCUUAAUCAAAUCAAAAACCACAAGUGUAAACAAAAAUGAGGCCUCACCUCCUCUUCCUCAUCCCACUCUUCUUCUACUGUUCCAUUGCUUUUCAUUCUGUUCUUGCCUCCACCAAUGAGCUCUCAUCUCUUCUACAGAUCAAAUCCACCCUCAUUGAUCCACUAAACCAGCUGCAAAACUGGCAAGAGAACUCAACAGAUUCAGACAAAGCCACCUCACCACAAUGCCGUUGGGCCGGCAUCCUCUGCAGCGAAGAAGGCCUCGUAGUGAAGCUGGACCUGUCCAGCAUGAAUCUCAGCGGCGUCAUCUCCGGCCACAUUCAACAUCUGAGCAGCCUCGCGGAGCUCAAUCUGUCGAACAACUCGUUCUCGAGUGAGCUCCCGAGGGCCUUGGGGAACCUCACCUCACUCAGAAGCAUUGAUCUGAGCCAGAACAGCUUCGUGGGGAGGUUCCCACCGGGGCUCGGAGCCUCCCCGGGGCUGCAGAGGCUCAACGCCUCGAGCAACAACUUUGAAGGCUUGCUUCCAUAUGAUCUAGGCAAUGCAUCUUCUUUGGAGAGCUUGGAUUUUAGAGGAAGCUUCUUUGAAGGUUCAAUUCCUUCAUCUUUCAAGAAUCUGAAGAAGCUGAGGUUUUUAGGCCUCUCUGGGAAUAACCUGACCGGGAAGAUCCCGGUCGAGGUGGGGCUAAUGGAGUCGUUGGAGACAAUCAUCAUCGGAUACAACGAGUUUGAGGGCGGGAUUCCGAGGGAGCUUGGUGGUUUGAGGAAUCUUCAGUAUCUGGAUUUGGCUGUGGGAACUUUGAGCGGUGAGAUUCCUAAGGAGUUGGGGAAUCUGAAGAAGCUCACAACUGUUUACUUGUAUCAGAACAGGUUUGUGGGGAAGAUUCCACCUGAGAUCUCCGGGUUGGAAUCUGUAACCUAUUUAGAUCUCUCAGACAACCAGCUUUCAGGUGAGAUUCCUCAUGAGGUGGCUGAGCUCAAGAAUCUGAAGCUGCUGAAUCUCAUGUGUAACAACUUGAGUGGUGAGAUUCCUCAGAGGAUUGGUGAGCUGAGGAAUCUUGAGGUUCUUGAGCUGUGGAGGAACUCUCUUACAGGAUCUCUGCCUUGGAAUCUUGGGAAAGAUUCCCCUCUGCAAUGGCUGGAUGUCUCAUCUAACUUCUUAUCCGGUGAGAUUCCACCUACUCUGUGUGAGCAGGGGAAUCUCACUAAGCUGAUCCUGUUCAACAACUCCUUCUCCGGUGGCAUCCCGGGGAGCUUGGCGAACUGCUCGUCCCUCGUUCGCGUUAGAAUCCACGGGAACCGCCUCUCGGGUUCCAUCCCCUUAGGCCUCGGAGCUCUGCCUGAGCUCCAACGGCUGGAGGUGGCCACCAACAAUCUGAGUGGCGAAAUCCCCCCGGAUUUCGCCCUCUCCCCUUCUCUCUCCUUCAUCGAUCUCUCGAGGAAUCGCCUCGAUUGCUCGUUGCCCUCGAGCCUCCUCUCCAUCCCCACUCUCCAAACAUUCAUGGCUGCAUCAAACAGCUUCUCGGGGGAGAUCCCUGAUGAGUUCCAAGGCUGCCCUUCUCUGUCCGUCCUCGAUCUCUCCCACAACCGUUUCUCCGGCGUGAUCCCGAGGAGCGUCGCCUCGUGCCAGAAGCUAGUCAACCUGAACCUCGGAAGCAACAACUUGAGCGGAGAAAUCCCAAGAGCAAUAGCCACAAUGCCAACUCUCUCCAUUCUUGAUCUCUCACAGAACUCCCUCGUGGGGAGGAUACCUCAGGAUUUUGGGAGCUCCCCUGCUCUCGAGACGCUCAAUGUCUCCCACAACAACCUCGUGGGCCCCGUCCCGAGCAACGGGAUCUUGAUGACGAUCAGCCCGGAUGACCUAGCCGGCAACCCCGGCCUCUGCGGUGGAGCAAUGCUCCCACCUUGCUCACAUCCCCUGAUCAGCAGCUCUUCACAUAGUAGUAGCAAGGCUCAUUUGAGGCAUGUUUUGGUCGGAUUCGCAGUCGGAAUCUCUGCGAUUUUCGUUGCCGGAGCAAUCGUUUUCAUGAUAAGACAGAUGUAUAGGAAGUGGUAUCUAUGCAGCUUCACAGAUUUGUUCAGGAAAAGCAGCUCAGAAUGGCCGUGGAGGCUGGUGGCAUUCCAGAGGCUAAACUUCACGAGCGCGGAGAUCUUGGCCUGCGUGAAGGAGGCGAACGUGAUAGGCGUGGGCGGGACCGGGGUCGUGUACAAGGCCGCGACGCCUCAAAGGCCGCACGCAGCCAUAGCGGUGAAGAAGCUGUGGAGGCCAUCAUCAUCGGAGGCGAGCGAUGUGGAGAGCGGCGACGAUCUGUUUGCAGAGGUUAACAUUCUGGGCAAGCUGAGGCACCGGAACAUAGUCCGGCUGCUCGGGUACCUCCACAACGAGGCCGACGUGAUGAUGCUGUACGAGUUCAUGCCCAACGGGAGCCUCGCGGCGGCGCUGCACGGGAAGGAGGCGGGGAGGGUGCUGGUGGAUUGGGUGUCGAGGUAUAAUGUGGCGCUGGGCGUGGCGCAGGGGCUAGCGUACCUGCACCACGACUGCCACCCGCCGAUCAUACACAGGGAUGUGAAGUCGAAUAACAUCUUGCUGGACGCGGAUUUCGAGGCGAGGAUCGCGGAUUUCGGGCUGGCGAGGACGAUGAUGCACAAGAAUGAGACGGUCUCCAUGGUGGCUGGAUCGUAUGGCUACAUUGCACCAGAGUAUGGAUACACACUCAAGGUAGAUGAGAAGAGCGACAUAUACAGCUAUGGAGUAGUCCUGCUCGAGCUCCUAACCGGGAGGCCGCCAUUAGACCCUUCAUUCGGGGAGUCGAUCGACAUAGUCGAAUGGCUACGACGAAAAGUGAAGAGCAAGGCCAAGUCAGAGGCAGCAUUGGAUCCAGACAUUGCAGGGCAGUGCAAGCAUGUGCAGGAGGAGAUGAUUCUUGUGCUCAAGAUUGCUCUCUUGUGCACCGCUAAGCUCCCCAAGGAGAGGCCCUCGAUGAGAGACGUGGUCACGAUGCUCGGGGAGGCGAAGCCGAGGAGGAAGAGCAUCUGCCAGAGUUGGGGAUACACUGCUAGCAAGGAGAAGCUCAUAUUUGCACACUCACCGGUUAUAGGCCUUUUGUAGUUUUCUUUUUAGCAGUGAAGACUUCUUGAGUUUAUUUGGAAUGCUUUUGAAGUUAGAUAGAGUUGUAAAGUUUUUUUUUUGUAUAUGUUGGUUUUCACCUUCUUGUGUUUGUGGGAACAAGGGAAGGAAGCAUAGUGUUUAUACAAGGUAGUUUUUCCUCUU